Messenger RNA from Mandrillus leucophaeus (drill), 1638 nucleotides. It is a transcript of the gene ZNF563, whose product is annotated as zinc finger protein 563. Gene Ontology annotation, biological process: regulation of transcription by RNA polymerase II. The transcript has 4 exons. Gene Ontology annotation, cellular component: nucleus. The record is from RefSeq and is a predicted model, not a curated record. The coding region runs from base 115 to 1545 and encodes 476 amino acids. Gene Ontology annotation, molecular function: DNA-binding transcription factor activity, RNA polymerase II-specific; RNA polymerase II transcription regulatory region sequence-specific DNA binding. NCBI's taxonomy places the organism in Eukaryota, Metazoa, Chordata, Mammalia, Primates, Cercopithecidae.
CUUCGGUCACUGAGAGACGCCCUGGAAAGUCUGUGGCGGCCUCUGUCACACUGGGACCCCCCACUGGCAGCGGGAAGCAGAGGGACGACCCUGGAACAUCCUGGAAGCCGGGAAAUGGACACAGUGGCCUUUGAGGAUGUGGCUGUGAACUUCACCCAGGAGGAAUGGGCUUUGCUGGGUCCAUCACAGAAGAAUUUGUACAGAUAUGUGAUGCAAGAAACCAUCAGGAACCUGGACUGUAUAAGAAAGAUAUGGGAAGGCCAGAAUACUGAAGAUCAGAACAAAAAUCCUAGGAGAAAUCUAAGAUGUCAUAUGGUAGAGAGAUUCAGUGAAAGUAAAGACAGUAGUCAAUGUGGAGAACCAUUUAGCCUGAUUCGAGGUAGUAUUGUGAACAACAGCAUUUGUCCUGGAGAAGAUCCAUGUCAAAGCACUGAGUGUGAAGAAGUCAUAAUGGGUCAUUUAUCCCUUAAUAGCCACAUCAGAGUUGAUGCUGGAUACAAACCAUGUGAGUAUCAGGAAUAUGGCGAGAAGCCACAUACACAUAAACAACGUGGGAAAGCCUUCAGUUAUCACCACUCCUUUCAGUCACGUGGAAGGCCUCACACUGGAAAGAAACGCUAUGAGUGUAAGGAAUGUGGAAAAACCUUCAGUUCUCGUAGAAACCUUCGAAGACACAUGGUAGUGCAAGGUGGAAACAGACCUUAUAAAUGUAAGUUGUGUGGGAAAGCUUUUUUUUGGCCUAGUUUAUUGCGUAUGCAUGAAAGAACGCACACUGGAGAGAAACCGUAUGAAUGUAAGCACUGUUCUAAAGCCUUUCCUUUUUACAGUUCCUAUCUAAGACAUGAGAGAAUGCACACUGGGGAGAAACCGUAUGAAUGUAAGCAGUGUUCUAAGGCCUUGCCUGAUUCCAGUUCCUAUAUAAGACAUGAAAGAACUCACACUGGAGAGAAACCCUAUACAUGUAAACAAUGUGGGAAAGCCUUCAGUGUUUCCAGUUCCCUUCGAAGACAUGAAACCACUCACAGUGCAGAGAAACCCUAUGAGUGUAAGCAAUGCGGGAAAGCAUUUCAUCAUCUUGGAAGCUUUCAAAUACACAUGAAAAGGCACACUGGAGAUCGACCUCAUAAAUGUAAGAUAUGUGGGAAAGGCUUUGAUCGUCCCAGUUUAGUUCGAUAUCAUGAACGAAUUCACACUGGAGAGAAACCCUAUGAAUGCAAGCAGUGUGGGAAAGCGUUAUCUCAUAGCUCAAGCUUUCGAAGACACAUGAUAAUGCACACUGGAGGUGGACCUCAUAAAUGCAAGGUAUGUGGGAAAGCCUUUGUUUAUCCCAGUGUAUGUCAAAGACAUGAAAAGUCUCACACAGGAGAGAAACCCUAUGAAUGCAAGCAGUGUGGGAAAGCAUUAUCUCAUAGCUCAAGCUUUCGAAGACAUAUGGUAAUGCAUACGGGAGAUGGGCCGAAUAAAUGCAAGGUAUGUGGGAAAGCCUUUGUUUAUCCCAGUGUAUGUCAAAGACAUGAAAAGACUCACUGGAGAGAAACAAUAUGAAUGUAAACAAUGAUAAAGUCUUCUAUAUUUCCAGUUCCCUUUGACAUCAUGAAUAAACUUACACUGGACAGAAACCCUAUAAAUGUAAAUGUG